AUGUGCCGUGCAGAUAGCAUCACACAUGAUAUCUCUGAUCUCAGUUUUAAGGCGUCUCUAGAAGCAAUAUCUUCGCUUUCACACGCCCACACGCACGGCUUUUCUCCUCACCCCCGUCUUCCUGCUGCUGGACUGCAAAGUCUCUCAUCUCCCACAUCUCUGAUCUCCAGCGAUACACUCUCUGAGUUCCAGGCAAUCGGGCCGUCACAGACCCCUGGAAAGAUGGGCCAGCAGCUGAUACGGAGGCGCAGGGACGGCAGCACGUACACAUGGGUGGCGGAAGAGGAGGACGCGAUGCCCACCCUGGUUGACCUGUUAGACCGAGUUGACCCCGCCAUAGGGUUCAACGUGGAGGUCAAAUUCGCUGCUGAUGACUCCAAGGAUGCCGGGGGGGCUGCUGAGAUUGACAGAAUCCUCUCUGCCCUGCUGCCGGUGAGUUCAGCGAGCUGA
Closterium sp. Yama58-4 is the source of this 450-nucleotide messenger RNA. The record is from the annotation of a GenBank genome assembly. Lineage: Eukaryota; Viridiplantae; Streptophyta; Zygnematophyceae; Desmidiales; Closteriaceae.